Molecule: messenger RNA, 2965 nt
Organism: Corticium candelabrum
Lineage: Eukaryota; Metazoa; Porifera; Homoscleromorpha; Homosclerophorida; Plakinidae
Exons: 13
Coding region: 331-2583 (750 amino acids)
Biological process (GO): signal transduction; regulation of G protein-coupled receptor signaling pathway
Cellular component (GO): cytoplasm; nucleus; plasma membrane
Molecular function (GO): GTPase activator activity
Source: RefSeq, a predicted model, not a curated record
UUGUAGGCAAGUGUCAACGUUAAACUGAGAUCCUCGUCAUUUCAGUGCACUAGCAGAACGCAAAGAGCCGACGAACCCGCUCAAACAAAAUCGAGCUUGUCUAUUUCAUCCGGUUAUGGCUCACAGACUGAAGAACGCAAGAAGAAGGAGAAAGAGAAGAAGAGGAGAGGCAUCUUUUGGGCCAUACGAAGGAAGGUAAAGUCACAGUCGGCUGAAGAAUUGGACGGACAUCUUGGAGAUCGUAACAGUGCUGCAGUCGCCCUGAGCGAAGAAGGACGAUUGGAUGAGUUCAAGCAGUUGGCCGAUGUUAGUGGAGGUUCAAAUGAGCAGAUGUUUCGUGUCAUCUUGCCGGACAGCUCGUCGACGAUUGUGAUGGCAAAGCAUGGCAGGACAGUGAAGGAGGCGUUCCAGAAGUUGUUUGAUAGGAGAAAGUUGGAGUUUGAGUUGCUCGAUGUUGUGAUACAGAGCAACGGCGAGAUCGUCCCAUAUGAAGCUCCUGUUUCAUGCCUUCACAACAAAGAAGUUCGUCUUCAGAGCGCAGGAUUGACUUUCAAAGCACUGUUUGCUGAUGAUGUUCACAUAACAGUCAAAGUAAACAAAAAGAAAACGAUUCUAGACGUUCUGAGUGGCGUGAUGACUCAGAGAGGAUUGGAUAUCGACUGCCACGUUGUUCACCUGGAUAACUGUCCCGUUCCAUUACAACUCGACAUUUCAUCAACUCUUCUCGUAAACCAGACCGUCCUGAUCAAACCCACAGCACAGAUAACGCGCGAAAUCUACGAGAACGAAUCGAGCGCGUCGCCGGACAGAGGAUACCAAAGCGAACGUCCGUCGUCAUCGCUAUCGAUGCAGUCGGAGCAGUCGAACGCGUUGAAAGUCAAGACGCGCAACUUUCAACAGGCGCAUCUCGAUCUGAAGGCGACGAAGUCGGCGCCGACGAGGUCGGCGAGCGGCGACGCGGUGACGGACGGCGAGCUGACGACGUGUCUGCCGUCGAGUCCGCGCGGCAGGAAGUGGGAAGACGAGGUGAAGAAGAUUCGGAAGAGUGGGAGAAAGAAGAAGGAUGAUGCGAGAGUCAGCACGGAAGUGGCGAGCCGUGGUUUGAUGCCGGCACCAUCAACAGACGAUUUGAUUACGUUGUUGAAUCGGAUACAGUGUGAUCGGCUCGACGAUCAGCGCACCGGUUUGCCGUCGUCCGAUCCGUUACCGGAUCUUCUCAUACAACGCACCCAAUCACAAUCGGACGUCCUCGACGGCGGCGCCGACCGACCGCCGUUGUUGCCGCAGAGCGACAGCAAUGAAAGCCGCCGGAGUCUCACACUGCCCGUUACCGUGAACGAAAUGCGGCAGCUCACGCCGCCAUUUGGCGACGACGAAAUUUUGCACAGUCGACGCUCUCCGAACGUCGCGGCGGACAGGAAAUGGGUCGAUGACUAUCCAGAGGUGUGGGAAGUGUCAGACCAAGACUCCAUCGUUGACCUUCCGCCACCCCCACCACCGUUGUUAGAGGCACUUGAUGCACCGCAAAGGAAAGAUUUGGGUUGUUCGCAAGCAUCUCCGUAUCACUCUGAGUUGCCUAGACAGUCAGGGUCACAAAAAGCACGGGAAAUGAGCAGUCAGUUGAGCUGUAAUAUUGAUCAACCUGGUAUGAAUGAAGAUGGAAUAAACGGAAAAAUGGACCAAGCAGGUGUUACUGUCUCUAAGAGCAACAACUUCCUCGACCUGCCCGAUUGGUUUACAGAAGACUACAUCCCGAGACUUCAGUCUCUCGAAGGAAGACGCGGUCGCAUUAGCAGAGAGAAGACUUCACUUGAUGCGGUUCGUUCUCACGGUCGUAUACCACGUGUCUAUCCCAUUGAACAAGAUGUAGCUCAGCACGGUCAAGGCGUCGACUUUGUUACGUCAACUGAUCCGGAUGAAAAGUUACCAGUGUCACCCGGUGCUCAAAGCCACGGCUAUGUGAACGAUAUAAACCAAGGAGGCCCGUUGCUGAACACCAGCAUGGACAGUUUGGCUCUGAUGUCGACGGUCGGGAGUAAGUACAGCGUUGGUGGUGAUUCUCAACGGAUCAGAAAUUGGGCUAUCAGCUUCAGUCGUUUGCUAAAGGAUCCGAUAGGCGUGGCAUGUUUCACGGAGUUUAUGACAUCGGAACACAGCGACGAGAACUUGUCAUUUUGGCUACAGUGUCAGAAAUUUGCCGAAUUGCGGAAGUCUGGAGCGUUGCAGGCAGAAGCUCGAAUGAUCUAUGAUGAGUUUUUGUCCGAGAGUGCACCCACUCCAGUCAACAUUGAUUUCCACACGAUUCACCAGGUGGCUGCAAGCCUCAAUUGUCCUCACAAGGAUAUGUUUGCAAAGGCUCAGCGCGAGGUAUUCAGACUCAUGAAAAUGGACUGUCAUCCUCGCUUCAUUCGUUCGACUCUAUAUCAGCAGUGCGUAGAGACCGAGAUGGAAAACUUACCCUUGCCAAUUGAUCCUCUAUCGCCGAAGGAAUUUACUAAUGAUCACCUUUGUGGUAGGAGGUUUUUGCAUCCGAUUUGUCCGAGACGUCGUUUAGAUCUAAGCAGUCAAUUCGAGGUCAUCUGACAAAGUUGUGUAACCCGGAUUUUGCCUCGUAGCAUAGAAUCAUUCUAUCGCGCCGUCGUACAAAAGUUGCUCACUGCCGCAACAGCAUUAGCCUUAAUUAAUUAGUGCCAACAGACACAUUGUUAAAGUGUUAACACACACAGUAAGUGUAUGACCGACCAACGAGAAGAGCGCCCCUGGCACACAUGCUUAGACCCAGUCUGGAAAUAGGGUUCCUCUUCCUUGUUGUCUAGUACUUCCAACUGUUAAUUAAUUCUCUAGUCGCUAUUUCCUUCUCAAAAAGUGAGUAUACGGAAUGAGUUCGAUACAAGGUUGCUUCCUUGAAAAGGAUUGCCGCAAUCUAUGCACCGAUCUAACACUUGAUUACUUUGAACUAGACCGG